This is a messenger RNA of Cydia pomonella (codling moth), 4877 nucleotides long. Its product is annotated as potassium voltage-gated channel protein eag-like. Gene Ontology annotation, biological process: regulation of membrane potential; potassium ion transmembrane transport. Gene Ontology annotation, molecular function: voltage-gated potassium channel activity. The record is from RefSeq and is a predicted model, not a curated record. Lineage: Eukaryota; Metazoa; Arthropoda; Insecta; Lepidoptera; Tortricidae. The transcript is spliced from 6 exons. Gene Ontology annotation, cellular component: membrane. The coding region runs from base 1 to 1410 and encodes 469 amino acids.
AUGAAGGCGGACAUCUGCGUGCACCUGAACCGGAAGGUGUUCAACGAGCACCCGGCUUUCCGGCUGGCGAGCGACGGCUGUCUGCGGGCGCUGGCUAUGCACUUCCACAUGUCGCACUCGGCGCCCGGGGACCUGCUGUACCACACCGGCGAGUCUAUUGACUCGCUGUGCUUCAUUGUGACGGGCAGCCUCGAGGUCAUACAGGAUGAUGAGGUCGUAGCUAUCUUAGGCAAGGGCGACGUGUUCGGCGACUCCUUCUGGAAAGACAGCGCAGUGGGUCAGUCAGCGGCCAACGUCCGCGCGCUAACUUACUGCGACCUGCACACCAUCAAGCGAGACCGCCUGCUGGAGGUGCUGGACUUCUACCAGGCCUUCGCGAAUAGCUUUGCGAGGAACCUCACGCUGACUUACAAUCUGCGGCAUCGGCUCAUAUUCCGCAAGGUGGCGGACGUGCGUCGCGAGCGCGAACUGAUGGAGCGACGCAAGCGGGAGCCACAGCUCGAGCAAGCACAGGACCACCUCGUGCGCAAGAUAUUCUCGCGCUUCCGUCGCGAGCGCAGCGUAGCCGCCGCGCCCGCGCCGCGGCCGUCCCUCGCGCCGGCACCGUCUAGUGACGCCGAGCGCGGCGAGCCGGCCGCCGCGCCGACAGCGCCUCCGGCGCCCGCCGCCGCCGCCGCGCGAGGCAAGUGGGGCCGCCUGCUCGCUGGCGGCUCUCUGGAUGCGGGCGACGCGCCGCGCGCCGCCUUCACGCGGAGCCUUAGCGCGCGCGACCGCCCGUCGCUCGCCGCGGCUGCUGCUGCCGCUGCCGCUGCUCCUACCCCAGCGACGACAACUGUCGCCACCACGACUGCUCCCGUUACUACCCUAUCCUUUAAAGCGACGUUUGCAAAGGCGCGAUCGGCGAGCGCGCUCAGUGCCUUAGGCGGCAGCGGUGGCAGCGGGCGGCAGGACACGAUCGAGGAGGAGCUGGAGGAGCGCAAGCCCGCGCCCGCCCCGGCACCUGCACCUGCACCCGCUCCGGCGCCCGCGCCCGCGCCCGCGUCGGCGGCGGCGGCGGCGGCCACGGCGGCGGCGGCGUCGGCGCACGAGGCCGCACUGGCGGAGUUGCGGCGCGAUGUACGGACGGAGGUGCAACGGUUACAGCAGAAGUUGGGUCGCGUAGAGGAGCUACUGACUGCGUUGGCGACGCGACUAGGCGCCGACGCUGGCGACGGCGAGGAACCACGCGCGCCCGCCGACACCGCCGCAAGGAAACGGAGGUCUAAGGCGCGGAGCAAGGGCGCAGCGCCAGCAGUCCCGACGCCGACGACGCCGGGCUCGGCGCCGGGCAGCCCGCCGGGCGCGGGCUCGACGUCGGCUUCGGCGUCGGCGGCGGCGUCGGCGGCGGCGCGCCGGCGCGACUUCGUGUAGCGCGCGGCGGCGCCCGGCGCCGAUGUCCGCCGGGCGCCCCGAGACCCUGAAACUCCUCUGUAAAAUAUCUCGUGAAAUGACUGUCAGUGCGUCGCGCGCCGAUACGAUCAGACGUAUCGGAACAGAAAAUGUAAUAAAUUAUUUGCUUUUCACAUUGCCCGAUAUCAGUACGGCAGCCGUGACGAAGCUUUGGCAGUUAAAGGAUAUUUUGUUUAGUUUAGUUGGUUGUUCCCAGCUGUUACCAUCAAUUGACUUUGGUGGCUAUUUACCUACGUAGGAAUACUACUGGGAUUUUUUUUCUCACGGAUUCUCAGUGGUACAUAAUAAAGAAGAAAAAAAUCCUAGUUUUGUUUAACUACUGGUAACAGCUGGGAAUAAAACCCAUAGAUAGGUAUAAUUGGUUAUAGUGAGUUUCACUUGUUUUAAAGUUAGUCCGAUCAUAUCGGAAGAUUGUAGAUUUUAUCAUUCGAUGUCAGCUACAGAUUUGAUAAGUCCAAUACCGAUAUGGUAUCGGAUAAUGUGAAAAGGCACUUUAAGUUAGGAAUUGUCCGCCCGCCGCGCGCCGUCGGGGCGGGCCUGGGCUUGAACUGCGGAAUUCGAAUUCCGAAGUUACGAUAUCUACAUUUAGUGCCCAAUGCAAACAAUGUAUCCUAGACUAAACACCUCGCUCACUAUGCGCCAAUUGAUAAAAUGUAAAGAUUGGAAUGUGAUUUUUGAGAUAACGAGUAACAUAUAUAGCGGACUCCGGAUUCCUUAGUAACCAGGGAAGCGAGUCUAUGGAGCAGUAAAACGAAAAGCAUAUGCAGAUCCGUAGGUAUUUGCAAAGUAUAUUGAAUAGACUUUAGGCAUGUAAGGAAUUGAGCAAUAAUAACUAAAAGUAAUAUCAUAAUAUUAAUGAUUUGAAAAUACCUAUUCAGCAGUCAUUGGCAUUGGCAAUUGGUUGGCAGCAAUUUUGAUAGCCUAGACGGAACUAGUGUUGUUAUUUUAAACGUCAAACUGCUAUGAAAUGAUGACGUUUACUUAACGCUUGCACCGUCUGGGCUAUCAAAGUCGAUGCCAACUUAGCUUGGUCUGACUUUAAAUAUAUUCGAUGUAUGUCGACUUCAAGUCAGUCAAACCCUAUUGAGUUCGAUAGAAAUGGAGAUAUCGUAUCUUCGGCCUUCGAUGUAUCGCGCUCUCGCUCCUGCAUUAGUGCGGCGCCACCGCGCCUGCCGCUUGCCGCCUUAGUCGCCGGCUGAUAUUAUAGACUAGGAUAUUGUUGACAUUCUAAGAGUUUGUAUAAAGUUAUUAUAAGUGACGACUAUUAGACACACGUUUUAAAGCUCCCCACGUUUGUUUCCACCUUCUCUUUAUCUAUAGUACACGACCGACCAAGACUUUUGUAUUACGACGGCAUCUAUUCUGUACGAGGCUACAUUUUAUACACGCUUGGAGAAUAUUUUAUUGUUACACUUAUGAAUAAAAGAAUUAUGUAGAGAUGUUUAUAUGUUAGCCGCGCUGGCCGUGGCCGCUCUUGCUGUUCGACGAUAUUUCACCUUUUCAACAGUUGGCUGUGCACCAAAGAGAAUUUGAAAUUGAAGUGUGUUGUCAAAAAAAACUUUGUAGCCACGUAAAUCUACUGCCAUCUUUCGACAUAUGAACUCCAUUUGACUUCAAUCCUUAGGGCCGAUUUAGACGGCACCCGAACUCGCAUGCGAUUUUAGUUACAUUGCGGACUAUUGAGGUUACAACUAAUUCGGCGACCGAUCAAAUACCGCAAUUUAAUGAAACUCGCAUGCGAGUUCUCGCACCGUGUAAAUGAGCCCUUAUUCUUUCACUGAUAUGUGUUAAAUUUGUUAAAUAUUAAAAAGUGGCGGCAUCGUUUCUAGCGAUGUCGCCAUAACCUUUAUGUUGUGCCCGGUAAGAUGGCGCCACUUUUUGAUAUUUUCUUUGACAAUCCCAAACUUUUCAGUGUUGCCACUUCAGGUUUGUAAAAUUGACCUCAUUUGUCUUUGGCAUUAACUAAAUGUGAAACCCAACUAUCAAAUCGAUUGUGUAUCUCCGAAUUCGCUAAACAAAAAAUAUCACCGUCGACGAAAAUCCCUUUAGCUGCAAAUUUAAAAAAUGUAGUACUUAAUAUUUAUAUAGUAUAAAAUUUGAAUUUCGCACCCUUUUCUACUGAUAAAGUUGUUUGCCCGGCUAUAUAUAAUAGAAUACGACGAAGUAUAAAAAAAAAGAAUCUUGAAACUUCAUCUAUAAUUCGGCCAAAUUGGUUUACUAUGGUGUCAACAGCAAGAGUUGGCGACAAGCCCGGCGCGGUGUGUUAGUGGUCUUGUUAAUGUUUGUAAAGUUUAUCGCUACGCGCGACCCGCCGCCGGCCCCGGCCCGUUCCGGUGACACAGCUACACUAGUUCGAUUGCCGCAUUCGACAAAGUGACUCUGUGUAAACGUGCUUUUACAUAGGGUUGCCAGAUGAUAGGCUUGUAUGAUUUCCGCGAAACUUGUAUCACAUUUUCAUUUCGUCCAGAUCCUGAUGUAUGUCCUCUGAUUUGGCAACCCUUCAAACUAAACUUCGGGUGUAGCGAUUACAUUUGAUCUAUCAUCACUUACAACUUUAAGUCAAUUUCCCUUUUUUUGCAAGAUGUUGGAGACGACCCGGAUUAAAAACCGGAUAUUCACCCGUUCCACGUCCGGAUCGGUGUCGGGCGCCAGCGCAGGUCGCGCAGCGCUCGGAGCGUGCGCUCCCCUAUCAGAGACGACUAAAUAAUAGAGACUGCCAAUCUUCAAGUGGAAAUAGACUUCAUCUUGGUGUAGAAAUAGCGGAAAUAGCUCUACGGAGGGAAUUGGUCCUUCUGUCUCAAAAUUACAAGAAUUGCUACAACAUCUGAAAUAGCCAUUCUAACUCUACUAAGCUGUCAAUUAUCAGAACAGUAGGACUUCCAGGUUUAGAAUUGCUACCUUGCAUUGAUUAGCAACUCUUCAUAGCUCGAUUCGCGUAAUAAGCAAGUUUCUCUUACGAUACGACGUAUGCUCAAUCUGCCCCAAACCUUGGUUACGUCUACUUUGUAACUGACAGAUGGUUUUUUUAUACGUCCGAUUUUCUACCACAUCAAAAAAUUUAGGUCUUCUACUGUAAUUUAACCUCCCAAGUCUCUUCUAUUACAACAUGAUUACAAGCAUACAGUUAGCCAUCUAAUUGUAUGCUUGCUCUUUUAAAUACAAACUUUAUGCGGUUUGAGUGAAGAUACAAAAUCUAAUACAUAAAAACCACAUGUAAAAUGUAACGUAGAUGCAACUUAUCUGUUUUUAGACUGAACAUAGACUUAUGUUUGAAUAAAGAUGAACAGUCUUUCUCAUUUAGUCGUCAAUGUCUAUCAUGCAUGACGUCACAUUCGGCAGACGAACCACUACGUUUCUCGCCUCGCUAAGCCACUGCUACUUAUGAUCUUUUUUAUUAAAAUAUAUCAAAAUGAUGAGAAACUAAAAAA